Molecule: messenger RNA, 5319 nt
Organism: Labeo rohita (rohu)
Lineage: Eukaryota; Metazoa; Chordata; Actinopteri; Cypriniformes; Cyprinidae
Gene: frmpd4
Product: FERM and PDZ domain containing 4
Exons: 18
Coding region: 473-4219 (1248 amino acids)
Cellular component (GO): cytoskeleton
Molecular function (GO): protein binding
Source: RefSeq, a predicted model, not a curated record
CGAAUAAGUUUUCCUCUCUCUUAGCUUUACUCCUCCCACUCCUCAUCUCUAUAUCUUUCUCCUCCUCCUCCUUCUCCUCCUCCACGGAACACCCACGCGCUUCUCGAUUCCCCUUCAGUCUCGCGUCGCGCGAUGACGCCGACCUUUGCACGCGCGCGCGAUUAUUCAUUAUAUGUGCACAUCUGAGAUUAGAUGGAGCAUCAAUCUCUGCGUUCAGUCUCUCGCUCUCCUCUCCGGGCUUUCGGUUUCCACGGCGAUGGGAAAUUAAAUAAAGUUGGCCGAGGGCAUCUGGAGCCGUGAAGGAUGUAAAUCGGAUGGAGACGCGGAUCGUGUUGCACGCAAACGCCAUGCAGGAGAUCGCGUUAUUCAUUGCGCUGACUUGAGGAAACCUCCGCCGCGCUCAUUUGGUAAACCAUUCACGCCGAGACGUUUGCGGGAUGGAAUCGGAGUGAGUUCGGAGGCGAUCCAUAUCAUGGACGUGUUCAGCUUCGUCAGGAUGCCCAAACUGGCAGGUCACAGGACCAAGUCCUCCUGCUGUCCACCGCCGGCCACCGGGAGUUGGCCGUCCGCACAGGGCCCCUCCAAUGGCUGGGAGAUGUCGUCCUCUAGAGAGGCCCGCGACUGCUACGUCAAUCACCUCUCACAGUCGAGUUCUUUGGAGGAAGUGCGUGUUGAUGUGGAUAAGUUCGUCCCUCCUGCCCCACGAAAGGUGGAAAUGAGACGCGACCCGGUGCUCGGUUUCGGCUUCGUGGCAGGCAGCGAGAAACCAGUGGUGGUUCGAUCAGUUACUCCAGGAGGGCCUUCAGAAGGGAAGCUGAUACCAGGAGACGAGAUAGUGAUGAUAAAUGAGGAGGCCGUGAGUUCGGCUCCACGGGAACGAGUCAUUGACCUGGUCAGAAGUUGCAAGGAAUCCAUUAUCCUGACUGUGGUGCAGCCGUACCCUUCGCCCAAAUCUGCCUUCAUCAGUGCAGCUAAAAAGGCCAAGUUGAAAUCCAACCCGGUCAAAGUGCGCUUUGCUGAAGAAGUCAUUAUUAACGGACAAGUACCUGAGACUGUGAAGGAUAAUUCUCUGCUGUUCAUGCCAAACGUCUUGAAGGUGUAUCUGGAAAACGGACAAACAAAGUCUUUUAAGUUUGACUGCAACACCUCUAUUAAGGAUGUUAUUCUGACCCUGCAAGAGAAGCUGUCUAUUAAAAGCAUUGAGCACUUCUCUCUGAUGCUGGAGCACAAGAUGGAAGGAUCUGCAACAAAGCUAAUGCUUCUGCACGAGCAGGAGAUGCUAACGCAGGUGACACAGAGGCCGGGCUCGCAUAAGAUGAAAUGCUUUUUCCGCAUCAGUUUCCUUCCGAAAGAUCCGGUGGAUCUUCUAAGGAGAGACGCUGUUGCGUUCGAUUACCUCUAUGUUCAGAGCUGUAAGGACGUGGUGCAGGAGCGUUUCGGCUCUGAGCUCAAAUACGACACGGCGCUUCGCCUGGCUGCUCUUCAGAUGUACAUCCUGACGCUCAGCACCAAACAAACGCAGAAAGUCUCUCUGAAAUACAUUGAAAAGGAGUGGGGUCUGGCGCAGUUUCUGCCUCCAGCGGUUCUGUCCAGCAUGAAAGAGAAGAACAUCAAGAAAGCUCUCACACACAUCCUGAAAACCAACCAGAACCUGGUGCCUCCUGGCAAAAAGCUGACGGCGCUGCAGGCGAAGGUCCACUACCUGAAAUAUCUGAGUGAUCUCAGGCUGUACGGAGGACAAGUGUUCAAGUCGACGCUGGUCCAAGGAGAGAAACACACGGAGGUAACGCUGCUGGUGGGGCCGCGCUACGGCAUCAGUCACGUCAUCAACACCAAAACCAACCUGGUGGCGCUGCUGGCCGACUUCAGCCACGUCAACCGAAUCGAAAUGUUUACAGAGGACGAAAGGAACGUGCGAGUGGAGCUUCACGUCCUGGAUGUUAAGCCCAUCACACUUAUAAUGGAGUCCAGUGAUGCUAUGAACCUGGCGUGUUUGACUGCGGGUUAUUACAGGCUGUUGGUCGACUCACGCAGGUCCAUCUUUAACAUGGCGAACAGCAGUAACACUGCAGGACAAGACUCAAGGGUCAAGCACAACUACCAGACAAUCGACUGGAAUUACGGUUCCUGCAGCGCAUGCGACGAACCCCACCCCGAAUACGCCAUCUGUGGGCGAAGAGAGUAUGAUAUUUCCCCCACCGUCUCCGAAAUGCACCAGUCGCAGCAUCGCAUGUACGGGGACGAGAAAGUAGAACGGGCGAGCAGAGCAAGCCACAUGCAUCCUCAGCCCUACUUCAGCAUCCCAAAAGGCAAACCUCAAGAGUCGCCCAGAAGCGCCAAGGUGUCCUUCAUAUUCGGCGAUCCUCCGCUGGACUCUGUGAACCCUCAGAACUUGGGAUACCAAAGACUGAUGGAGGACAUCCCAGAAGUGCUGGAGGAGCACCGGUACAUGUAUGCUCAACAGAAGGACUACAAGCCGCUGGAAGCGUCAAUGGAAGUCGACGGCUUCCAGUACGGUUCCCACAUGGUCUACGGCGACGCGAAGAUCUUCGGUACGACGGAAGGCAUCGAGGAGCCAUUGCUGCACGAUAUCUGCUACGCCGAGACUACGGAUGACGCAGAGGAUGACGACGACAUUAGUUGCGAGGAGGACAUGAUGAUGAUGAUGGGGGAGAUGAAGGACAAGGCGAACUCUCUCCUGUCGCUCUCCGAGUCUAGCGACGACAUUAUUGACCUCACUUCGCUUCCACCACCACUGGAGGGCGAUGACGAGGAGGACAGCGACGACCUGUUGCAAUCGCUAAACUUGGCAAUAGCCGCUCCACCGCCAGGGUUCAGGGAUAGCUCGGAUGAAGAUGACCACCAAGAGCGAAAAGGCGUAAAAAACGACAUCCCUGUAUCGCUGAUCGAUUCGGUGCCGACGCAGGUGGCCGGUGGGAGCGAGGAAGUGUUCAACGACGCCGUCGUCUCCACACUACAAGCUCUGGAGGCCUUGGCGGCCUCUGAGGAACAGUCUCAUCCACAAUCGGACAAUAGUUCAGGUGUAGAAAUAUCUCGGUCCUUUAGCCCCGAGUCCUCUUCUGAUUCUGGGAACGAGACAAAUUCGUCCGAAAUGACGGAGAGCUCCGAGCUGGCCGCAGCUCAGAAACUCUCCGAAAACUCUCUGAAAAUGUUAGUAGCCACGGCCGAAGGCUACCAAACUCUCGCCGAAGAGGAGACCGAGUUUCGAUUGGUGCCGUGUGAGGUCCGGUCGUCUCUUGACGACUCCCAGUCCGCCGCGGUCGCCACUCUUCGUUCGGACCACUUUGAGAUGGAGCCGGAAACGAUGGAAACCAAGUCGUUGACGGACUACUUCAACAAAAUGCACAGGGACGUAAUGAUGGGAAUGCCCCAGGGGAAGCUCGAGGAGCAAGACGGCGCGAUGAAAUUGAGCAGCCAAGCGGAAGCCCGUCAGAUGAACGUCGCAGAAUCGGAGGAUCUUGUUGGGAUGUACAACAACUUCAAUGGACGAGAUGCCCAGCGUUCAGGUCCCUUUGACUUGGAGAGGAUGUCUUAUGCGUUUCAAGAAAGCAAUCAGAGAUUGCAUAUGAUUCUGAAUAACAAAUCCGAAGAGCACAUUUACUCCGAGGUGGUUGGCGAUGGCGGUCCGUUACAUUCAGACAGGGUAACGCAAAAAGUCAGUCUGAAGGACUCUAUAGACUUAAACACAAGUUCCCCCGCCAAAGAACAAUAUAUGAUUGAGAGAGCACGGAGCGAACACCAACAGAGCAAGGCGGCUUCAUCCGAGCAAGAAGUGACACGGUUAUACGAGUACCACUUGUCCAAAAGGAUGUCGUCUUUACAGAGCGAGGGAAUACAUUCCCUCCAGAGUUCCCAGUGUUCGUCCAUCGACGCCGGCUGCAGUACAGGAAGCAGCAGCUGCGUGACGCCAAUGGACUCUCCGUUGUGCACGGUGGAUAGCGUCCAUCUGCACGGAGAGUCCUCUCUGAAAGGUCUUGGAUAUCCAAAUCAGAAUGUAGAUGGAACGUUUUUGCGGAAGCACCACGGACAGGCUGGCCAAGAGUCAGGCCGUGAGGGAUGCCAAAGGUUGCCCAAGAUCAGAGAAACUACAGAAACUGCAAAGCUUGAGCAUGUGGAGUUAGAGACUCACAUUGUUGGUCAGCAGCUGAAUCAUUUAACAUUUAUUUGGAGCUGUGUAGCAUGCUGCAGACGGAGAUAAAACGGAAGAAUCGUCGUCUUCUCUCACGAUAUGUCCAUAUUCAUCCAUAGCACAGUUUCCUAUGUGCCAAACCAGAGGCGAUCGGAGGUCUCGAAUGCUUCCCUGUUAAUUCUUGCACUUGGCCUCAAAUGACCCCCCGCUCUGGUUGCCUCAGGGAGGCAAAAAAAGGAAUCUUAAUAAGACAACUAUUGGCUCAGGGAGCAUUGACACUUUUUAUGGAAACUGCAACUUGUAGAUGGUCGUAAUCACCCAAUCAACCCUGGAAAGAGUCAACAUAAAACCCAAAACCCAUUUUACUUCCAUAAUGUGAUGCAUUUUGUGACACGAAUGUGCAUUAAGAAAGUAAAUGAGGUGAAUUUGGAUUUCUUGUUGACUUGGUUUGACGUUGACAGACGGUUUGACGUUCAGCACAGAAAACAAGUUUAAGACAACAUCUCCUAAUUCUUUUGGACGACACACAAUCCAAGCAUAAGAACUGUGCACUGCUCGGAGAGAUUCUUGCACUGGUCACUUAAUAUGCUAUUUUAGCCACAUUUCUCAAAGACUGCAUGUGUGGGGAUUUUUGUUAAGCGGCUGAAGGACAUUUCAAAGCGCUAGUUGGAGCGAGUCGCUUUAUUUACUUUGCGUGGAGGCUUUGGAAAGUUCUUUCGACGACCAAAGCAAAACUACGUUUGCAUUCGGAUGGCUGUUAUUUGGUUGCAGCAAUGGCCAUAUGUCGAAAAUCACUGCUUUUAUUUAGCCAUAGUAAAGCCAUAUGAUAUCACGCAUACUGUACGUUUGCCACGACGAUCGAGAUAAUCCGGCCAUUGCGAUCCACUGUGAUAACAGUGCUUGUGUAUAUUUUGUGUAAUAAUAUGUACAAUGAAAAGGAAGUAUUCUACAAUACAUAGAAUUUUUAAACAACAAUAUAUAUAUACACCACAGCACCUGAUAGACGCAUCCGUUUCGUUCCAUGUGUUUCUUUUAGAAGAGCUUCACGUUCAAGAACAAUUUAAGCCACUAUAUGAUCUGUAAACUGUAAUUAUGUUCGCAACUUGCACUGUUUCAUUUGCUGUUCUUAUUUGACUGGCUAAUGCAUACAUUUACUUAAGUCAUUUAAA